UAUGAAGUGACAUUGAAAGAUGUUUUGUGCGUACCUAACCUUAGCACGAAUCUCAUAUCAGUGAGCCAGUUAAUUAAGAAUGACAAUGAAAUCAGGUUCGGGAAGAAAAACUGCUUUGUUUACAAUAAAAACAGAGAACUUGUGGCCGUGGCGGACUUGAUUGACGGUGUAUACAGAUUGAUCAUGGACGAAAGUAAACUUUGUUUGUUUACGUCAAACUCGGCAACUAGUGAAGUGUGGCACCGUAGAACUGGACACUUGAAUAUGAAAUCACUCGAUAUGAUGAGAGAUGGUGCUGUCAAUGGCAUAUCAUACAGUGGGAAGUCGAAUUUCAGCAAGAAUACGUGCACUGUGUGUUGUCAAGGGAAGCAGGCCCGUCUUCCAUUUAAUCACACAGGAACACGAAGCAGCCAGCUAUUGGAAUUAGUGCAUGCAGAUGUAUGUGGACCUAUGGAAACAACCUCAAUUGGCGGAUCAAGCAGGAGGUGUCAGAGGAGGAACCUGAACUAGAACCAGUGGAAGUGGUAACCAAACGUGUCCGGAGGCAACCAGAGCGAUAUGGAUUUACCAACUUGUGCACCUCAUCGAAUCCAGACCACAUCACUGAUCCUGUAUCUGUUCGUGAUGCCUUGUCUAGACCUGAUAAGGAUAAAUGGAUCGAGGCUAUGCAGGAUGAGUUGCAAGCGUUUGAAGAAAAUCAGGCUUGGAUGCCAGUGGAACAGUUACCUCCAGGUAAAACCUUAGUGCAGUGUAAGUGGGUUUUUAAAAUCAAAGUGAACAGUGAUAAAAGUGUGCGUUACAGAGCGCGUUUAGUGGCUAAAGGCUUCACGCAGAAGCCAGGUAUAGACUAUGAUGAAACUUUCUCACCUGUGGUCAGACAUUCCACUUUAAGACUGUUGUUUGCCUUGUCUGUAUAAUUGAAUCUGGAUGUUACACAUCUAGAUGUUAAAACUGCAUUUUUAAAUGGUUUCCUCAAAGAGGAUAUUUAUAUGUAUCAACCAGAUAUUACUUGUGAUGCUAACAAGAAAAAGGUGAUAGUUAAACUUAAUAAAGCUAUUUAUGGCUUAAAGCAAUCAUCUCGUUCUUGGUAUGAAAGAGUUGAAAAAUGUUUGUGUGAACUAGGAUUUCAAAAAUGUAAA
Molecule: messenger RNA, 1139 nt
Organism: Leguminivora glycinivorella
Lineage: Eukaryota; Metazoa; Arthropoda; Insecta; Lepidoptera; Tortricidae
Exons: 2
Coding region: 441-917 (158 amino acids)
Source: RefSeq, a predicted model, not a curated record